AGUGCCUCGGUGCCUACAUGGAUCCCUGGGGCUGCCCUGUCCCAUUAGCCCUCUGUGCCCGACACUGAUCUCCUGCCCGACUCCUGCCCAGCUCCUGCCCGACUCCUGUCCGACUCCUGCCCGGGCUCCUACACAGCAUUCCAAGAAUUGGAUCUCUGAGCCGUCUGUGCCGCUAAAGCCGCACCAUGGGAAUCAAAACGGCGCUGCCGCACUACGAGCUGGGCUUCUAUGCCCUCGUGGUGACUUGUGCCUUGGUCUACUCCCUCAAUGGAAUAAUCGAAGCCUCCAGGGAUGGAAUGAAUCGGAAGUCAUUUCGGGAGAACAUAAAGGAGGGCUGGCAUUACUUCGGGAGGAAAAUGGACGUUGCCGACUUCGAAUGGGCCAUGUGGUUCAACACAUUCAGGAACUACAUUAUCUUUGCCCUUUCGGGACACGUCAUCUUUGCCAAGUUCUUUUCGCUAAUGGUUCCUCAGUACAGAUCAUACGUUUACAUGCUGUACGGGAUCCUGACGGUACUGGCGAUCAUGGGAACCAACUACCUGAUGCUCAUCUUGUCCCACUGUUUCUUCCUCUACACCAUUUCGCUGGUUAAAAGCAAGUGGCUGUGCUUUGCUGCAGGCCUCUGUAGCCUGGCCACCUUCAAAAUGGAACCGUUCAACACUUGGCAAAGUGGCUUUGUCACGGGGACGUUUAGCCUCCAAGACAUUCUCUUUUACGGAGGCAGUGGAUUUUCCAUAUUGCGCUGCAUGAGCUUCGCUCUGGAGACCUGCGAGAGGAAACAAGGGUUCUACUCCCCGAUGGAACUUCUCAAAUACAAUUUCUACCUCCCUUUCUUUUUCUUUGGCCCUAUUAUGACUUUUGACCAGUUUCACGUGCAGGUGAACACAAGAGUCCUGACUCGGAGGGAGAAUGAGAUGUGGAACAUCCGAGUCAAUGCUCUGACGCAGAUCCUAGUCAUUCUAUUGGUGGACGUGUUCUUCCAUUACCUGUACAUCCUGACCAUCCCCUCGGACCUGAAGUUUACCAACCGCCUUUCUGACUGGUCACUGGCGGGCUUGGCCUACUCCAACUUGGUGUACGACUGGGUGAAAGCCGCCGUGAUGUUCGGAGUUAUAAACACCAUCUCCAGGCUGGACCACCUCGACCCCCCACAGCCGCCCAAGUGUAUCACCAUGCUUUAUGUCUUCGCGGAAACGCACUUCGACCGUGGGAUCAAUGACUGGCUCUGCAAAUACGUCUAUGACUACAUCGGGGAAGGCCACGAUAACAUAAAGAGGGAGUUAAUAGCCACCGUGGCUACUUUCCUCGUCACUACUUUAUGGCUCGGCCCGUGUGAAAUCGUUUAUAUCUGGUCCGUCUGCAACUGCUUCGGCCUGAACUUUGAACUCUGGGUGCAGAAAUUCUUCCAGCUGGGACCCUUUGCAAGAUUUGAGGCCAUGUUGCCAGAGUCCAUGUCCAGGAGAAUCAGAGGGGUUUUCGGUGCAGCCAACUUCUGGGCAAUUAUUUUCUAUAACAUAUUGGCCCUAAACAGCCUGGACUUUGCUCUGCUGGUAGCCAAGAGGCUUCUAAUUACAGGUUUCCCAGAAAGCACCCUGUCCAUCUGGCUUGUUACGUACUGCGGGGUGCAGCUGAUAAAGGAGCGAGAGCGGCUAAUGGCCAUCGAGCAAGAGAGGCUUGAGAAGCAGAAAGUCGCCUAGUCGCCGCGUUUGUUCGUAGAAACCAAUGAAACGCAAAAGAGCAGCGUCCUCUGUGCUGGGGAUAUCAGCGCUUAGCUACACGGGAAGCUGAGAGUUGUAGUUCAGCCGGCACCGGAGGGCAGGCAGGUUCCAAACAAUCUGCCACCAGCCCUUACAUUUGUCUGUAUAGGAACCGAUGUGCCACAGGGAAAGUAGCUUUAAUAAAUAUUUUACUAUUAUAAGUA
Molecule: messenger RNA, 1921 nt
Organism: Xenopus tropicalis (tropical clawed frog)
Lineage: Eukaryota; Metazoa; Chordata; Amphibia; Anura; Pipidae
Gene: hhatl
Product: hedgehog acyltransferase like
Cellular component (GO): endoplasmic reticulum membrane
Source: RefSeq, marked provisional